CGGAAAUGGACCAUCUGGCUGGUGCGGCUGCGCCCGGCUGCGCGGACUGAGGAGAGCAGGUGAGACCUGGUGGGGCCCUGCUCGCAAUCCAUCACCAUCCUUCGUCUCGUACGUUCCCACAGACCUAGUGGGGGACCCUAUGCAGCAGCACAUGAGAUGAGCAAAACCACACAGCCUAUAGGAGGACCCCCUACAGCCCCUUCCCCUGGACUCCCACAGUCAGCAUUCCCCUCUGCACCCACGGCCCCUGUGGUGUUUGGGCCUCCACAAACUCCACAAAUGAAUACACAGUCUCAACCUCGACAGCAUUAUUAUCCAAGCAGGACACAACCUCCGAGCACCGCUACUAGAGUUCAGACUGGAUCUACAGCUCGUCCAGUGCCUCCUGCCCAUGUGUACCCCGCUGGUUCCCAGGUGAUGAUGAUACCCUCCCAAUUGUCCUACGCCUCCCAGGGCUACUAUAUUCAAGGACAGGGUCGUUCUUAUGUGAUGCCCACACAACAGUACCCUGUACAACCAGGUGCCCCAGGAUUCUUUCCUAGUGCCAGCCCCACAGAGUUCGGCACUUACGCUGGUGCAUAUUACCCGGCUCAGCAGCAGUUUCCUCCCGGGGUGCCAGGAGCUCAAGUGAUGAUUAAUCAACAACAAGCGAUUCCUCCAAAGAGAGAGCGAAAGACGAUAAGGAUUCGAGAUCCCAACCAAGGAGGAAAGGACGUCACAGAUGAAAUUUUGUCAGGAGGACGGACUUCAUCGACACCCACGCCUCCACAGUCUGUAGGCUCUGAAGUGCAGGCGAAUGGAGAGAGUGUCCAUGUGCCUAUUGUAGUACGCCCAGAUGAUGGCUCAAAGCCCACCCAAGUGCUGACCAGAUCAUCAGAUAGUCCCUCACCCUCUCCUCCUGCAGAAGCAAGUUUGAACAUGGCAGUUGUUUGUGAGCAAGACUUGACACUUGUUAACACUACACCUGAGCUGUCUGUACCUUUGCCAGGGACUCUUAAUUCACAGGAAGUGCCCUUGCUAGAAAACCCGUCAACUCAGGUAUCCAUGCUGCCAGAGGCUCCUACAGCUAUUCAGGAGGACCCAGAUUCUGCUGAAGAAAGCAUUGCAGACAUAACUGUUACAGAAAUGGAGCCUGUCUCUGAAGCUCCAAUCAUUCAACCUCAGCCGGAGCUUUUAAUCCCUCCCCAGACUGCUGUGUCUGAUUUACAGGAAUCUCCUUUACCACAGGAGGAAUCGUUUUCCGUUUCAGAGGUAGACUUUCCCUCACAGGCUCCUCCAUCCCAAAGUUCAGCAGAGCCUAGUUCUGUAGAAGCAAAUGAACCUGAUACAGAAGCUACACAAGAGCAAAGUCCUCUGGAGAGUUUGCCCUCUGAAGAUCCUCAACCUAGUAAUGGCCUCCCUGAAGAAGUGACUGUGCCACCCGCAGAGCCAGAGCCAUCUGAAGUUUGCCAUUCUGUGCCCUCCUUGGAUUCUCCAAUUGCUCAACCAGAGGAGCUUCUAACAAAUGGAGAGGAAUCUUCUGACCCACAGGAACCUGAGGUGCAGGACACACACGAGUCUCAUGUUAGCCCGAUCACAGAGCCAGAAGAGAAGCCAGUUGAUCCUACACCAGAAGUUGAGGAUGUUCGAAAGGAACCCCCUCCUGAGCCAGAGCCAGUUGCUUCACAGACUGCAAAGCCAGCAGAUGUUCCUGUGGCAGUUGCCGUAUCUGCACCAAAGAAGAGGAGGAAAAUGAAGGAUUUAAACAGGAAAGAUAUAGGCGGAGAUCUGUUGGAUGCAUUUAAGGAGCAGACUGAUGGUACUACUGAUGCCACGGAGCCGCCUGCUAACCCACCUGCUGCUGCUCCUGAAGUUGAGCAGACCCCCAGUGUCCCUGUAGAGGAGCAGGAUGAGACAUGGGAAGAGAAAGAGGACAAGCUGGAUGCUGAAAAUAUAAAGCCAGGAGAUCUUAAGUACAAAUACAAACAGGAACAGUGGAAACCUCUAAGUCCUGAGGAAAAGAAAAGUUAUGACCGUGAAUUCUUACUUGGCUUCCAGUUUAUAGUGGCAAGCAUGCAAAAACCAGAGGGUCUCCCUCAGAUUACUGAUGUAGUGUUAGACAAGGCCAACAAAGCUCCCCUCAGACCGUUAGAUCCCGCAAGAUUAACUAGUAUGAACUGUGGGCCAGACUUUACACCAUCAUUUGCCAAUUUAGGCCGACCUACUAUGGGAAACCGUGGUCCAGUAAGUAUCUUUAAAAAAAAUAAAAAUACUGUAAAAUUCCUGAAAUUUAUCUUUAUUUGUGUUUACACUGUUUGUUGCUGUUUGCAGCCAGCAAAUCUUGGUCCUCGACGGUCUCAACAGGGACCCAGGAAAGAGCCACGCAAAAUCAUUGCAGCAGUGUCAUUAAAUGAAAACGUACAGUUAAACAAAGCAGAGAAGGCCUGGAAGCCGACCAACAAGCGAGCCAGCGAAGAAGAGGAACCAGAAAAUAUUAAGACCCAGGAAUUGUUCCGCAGAGUGCGCAGUAUCCUCAACAAGCUGACCCCACAGAUGUUCCAACAGCUGAUGAAGCAAGUCCAGGACUUGCCCAUUGACUCAGAGGAUAGACUGAAGGGUGUUAUUGACCUAAUAUUUGAAAAGGCCAUUUCUGAGCCAAAUUUCUCUGUUGCAUAUGCCAAUAUGUGCCGCUGCCUUAUGGGGCUUAAGGUCCCAACUACAGACAAGCCGGGAGUGACUGUCAAUUUCCGCAAGCUGCUACUGAACCGCUGCCAGAAGGAAUUUGAGAAGGACAAAGAUGAUGAUGAGGUGUUUGAAAGGAAACAGAAAGAGAUGGAUGCUGCUACAACGCCAGAGGAAAAGACACGACUUAAUGACGCGUUGGUAGAAGCCAGGGAUAGUGCUAGGCGCAGAUCCCUUGGUAAUAUUAAAUUUAUUGGUGAGCUUUUCAAGUUGAAAAUGUUGACCGAAGCCAUUAUGCACGAUUGUGUAGUAAAGUUACUAAAGAACCACGAUGAGGAGUCUUUGGAGUGUCUAUGUCGGUUGUUGUCCACAAUUGGGAAGGACUUGGACUUUGAAAGGGCCAAGCCUCGCAUGGAUCAGUAUUUUAACCAAAUGGAUAAAAUUAUUAAAGAAAGGAAAACAUCUUCUCGUAUCCGCUUCAUGAUUCUAGAUGUAAUAGAUCUGCGAUUGUGUAACUGGGUACCUCGUCGUGCAGAUCAGGGCCCAAAGACUAUAGAUCAGAUCCAUAAAGAUGCAGAGCUGGAAAAGCAACGCGAGCAGGUGAAGGUACAGCAUCUAAUGUCUAAACAAGACAACAAGAGACGAGAGCCACCAGGACGCCCUGCGGGUGGACGUGGCGGUCAGACAAAUGAUGAUGGCUGGAAUACUGUGCCCAUUAGUAAAGGAAGCCGUCCUAUUGACACAAGUCGAAUCAGCAAGAUAACAAAGCUUGGUGCAAUAGAUUCUAACCAGUUGCUGGCACCUGGAGGCCGGUUGAGUUGGGGUAAAGGGAGCAGUGGAGGAACUGGAGCAAAGCCUGCUGUUGAAUCCGCACCAGAAUCUGGCCGGCCAGCAACCAGCACGCUUAAUAGGUUCUCUGCCCUGCAGCAGUCUGCCUCUGCAGAGAGUCAGGAUGCUAGACGAACGGUGCAGAGAGGAAGUUCAAGCCGUGACCGCUCUGAGAGAGACAGGGGAGGAGAGAGAUUUGACAGAGGCGAAAGGUUUGACAAAGGGGACCUUUUUGAACGUUCUGGCCGCCCCGAUCGGGCAAGGACUGUGCUGACCAAGAGGAGCUACAGCAAGGAGACAGAUGACCACAGCAGAGAACGAGAGAGACAGAUUCCACAGGAAGCAGUGAGGAAAGUAGCAAGUAUGACUGAGCCAAGAGACCGCAGCAAAGACAACAUUAAGCGUGAACCCCCAACAGCUGCUGCUGCCCCGGUUGCACCCUCUAAACCUGCCAUGUCAGAGGAAGAAUUAGAAAGAAAAUCCAAAUCUAUCAUAGAGGAAUAUCUACAUAUUAAUGAUAUGAAGGAGGCACUUCAGUGUGUGCAGGAGCUUAACUGCGGGUCACUGCUGUUCAUCUUUGUACGAAACGUUAUUGAAUCCACAUUAGAGAGGAGCACCAUUGCCCGGGAACACACGGGUCUUCUUCUGUACUCACUGGUGAAGAAUGGCACACUACCUAAGGAACAGUAUUACAAGGGAGUCCUAGAAGUACUUGAAGUAGCUGAAGAUAUGGAGAUUGACAUUCCACAUAUCUGGCUAUAUUUAGCUGAACUUAUUAGUCCAGUCUUAACAGAGGAAGGAAUUCCCAUGGGAGAGUUGUUCAGAGAGUUGACGAAACCUCUGACUCCCGUUGGGAAGGCUGGUAUACUGUUAGCGGAAAUUCUAGGUUUGCAAUGUAAAGACAUGUCUCACAAGAAAGCAGGUGCUCUUUGGCAAGAAUCUGGACUGAGCUGGAAAGAGUUCUUGUCUAAGGAUCAGGAUAUGAACAAGUUUAUCAGUGACAACAAACUUGAGUACACACUGGGCGAUGAGUCUGAGACGCCCAGUAAGACAGACCUCUCCCCAGCCGAGCUGGACAAAAUGCUCACUAAGCUUUUGAAAGAGAACUGUAGUAACCAGAAGAUAUUUGAUUGUAUUGAAGGCAUCUUGACUGACCAGCAGCUGUCGUCUAAUCAGUUUGUCAGAACUCUCAUGAACUGUGUGUGCAACGCUGCCAUUAUCUUGGAGAAUCCUUGCCGAGUUGAUGUUAAUGUGAUCAAGAACAGAGCUAAGCUGCUUGCAAAAUACCUGAAUAACGAAACAAAGGAACUACAGGCUCUGUAUGCUUUGCAGGCCCUUGUUGUGAAACUUGAUCAGCCCCCAAAUCUGUUAAGAAUGUUCUUUGAUGCGCUAUAUGAUGAAGAUGUGAUUAAGGAAGAACCAUUUUACAAGUGGGAAUCUAGCAAGGACCCAGCAGAGCAGCAAGGAAAAGGUGUCGCCCUGAAAUCGGUCACCGCCUUCUUUACAUGGUUGCGGGAAGCAGAGGAGGAAUCUGAUACUGAUCACAAGGACUAGAAAUUCGCCUUUUAUGCUUGCUCUUGUUUUCUUUGGGGCUUCCAGUUUUUGUUUUUUCUUUUCAUUAUUUUUUUUUCUUCUUCCCCUGCAGACUUUUUAACAAAGAAACACAUGAAUCCCAAUGAUUUUGCAUUUGUGAGAAUGUAUUGACUCUUGCUGAAUGAUGAAGCCUGACAAAGGGUGGGAGGUAGCCUGGCACAAGAAAAUUGAAAGUCAAAAUGCCUAGUAUAGGCAGUUGCUAGAAAAAAGCCUUGGCACAUGUGCAGGUGGCAGUGGUUGUUGGAUGUUUUUUCCCCCCUUCCCCUGAUUAAUGCAACAGUCUCUUGAGGUUUCACUUCAUAAGAGAACUUAAGGUAUUUUGGGACUGCUGAAAGAAGGGUGGAAAGCUGUGUCCCACUUUCUUUUCCUCAUCACAAAAGUGGAACACACACAGACCUUUCACUUGUGCAGACUUUUGGGUUUUUUGUUCCCCCCCCAAAGAGCAGUUGGAGCCUAUAUGCUUCAGUGGGACGGAGCACUUGAGCUUCUCUAUUGCUCUUUAUGGCUGAAAUAUAGAUAUAUAAAUAAAUAUAUAUAUAAAUAUAUAUAAUUAUUACAAAUUGUUUUUGGUUUGAAGAUGGCAGCAAGCCAUUUUUGAAUCGUGUGUUUUUGCUCUCCGGCGCAUACCUGGAGUUCAAGACACUGUCUGAAUAUUUUUUUUUUUUUUUUUUUUUUAAACUAAAACAAUGAACUUCUAAUCUGUAAUAAUUCAUGUUGUUGGAUGCUCUGCCAGCAACUGGAUCUUUCCCCCCUUUUUUUUUUUGUUUUUGUUUUUUUCACAGAUCUCCCUUCUCAGCGGAGUAGAGAAUUUUAUUUCUAUUCAGAUCACCAUGUGUUGGAAAGAGGCAUCUCUCAACCCUAGCAAAUUCUGUAUUUAUAGAGAAAGCAAAGCCUUUUUGGUUAUUUGUCCUUCCAAAAUGUUUUGGAGGUUCUUGUAAUUAUUAAACCAAGUAAGAAUGAAAUUUGUAAAUACUUUUUGCUUUCUUUAUUAAGUAUUUAAUGAUUCUGGCAUACAAAGUUUCCCCAAAACCUCUUUUCACAGAAACUGGAAAUAAAUGAGAACCUUAA
Messenger RNA from Bufo bufo (common toad), 6150 nucleotides. It is a transcript of the gene EIF4G1, whose product is annotated as eukaryotic translation initiation factor 4 gamma 1. The record is from RefSeq and is a predicted model, not a curated record. Bases 157 to 5043 code for a protein of 1628 amino acids. The transcript is spliced from 30 exons. NCBI's taxonomy places the organism in Eukaryota, Metazoa, Chordata, Amphibia, Anura, Bufonidae. Gene Ontology annotation, cellular component: eukaryotic translation initiation factor 4F complex. Gene Ontology annotation, molecular function: protein binding; translation initiation factor activity; mRNA binding.